AUGAAUGGUGAGCAAGAGGAAUGUUAUUUAGAUGUAUUGAAGUUGAAAAGCAAACUAAAAGCUGUUGCUUUUAAUAGGCUCAAAGAGUACAGUAAACAAUAUUUCCAAAUUCUCCAUCCCGAAGGUGAAAUAUCAUUCAGCAUAAAACAAGGAGGAGGCCAAUUAGGAGUGAUUAUCAAUGUAAUUAGACGAGGAAAUGAAAACUCACUUCGGUAUUUUAUCAAAACGCAUUCUCAUGGAAGGAAGGAAAGUAGUUCAUCUGAUCCAAUACCAGUACAAGCUCUUGAGCUCAUAAUGUACAAAGUUUUAGAAAAGCUUCAAUUGUGUCCUGAAGUCCAUUUUGUUUGCAAAGACGCAAAAGAUUUCUACAUUGCAACACUUAACGCUGGUCAAGAUGAAAACUUUCAUGAAUAUUCAAAAUGUAUUGAACAGCCAGAAGUGUUGGGACGACAUGUAUGGGUAAAUUUAUUGGAACAUUUUAAAGAAGGAGUUGAAUUAGACUGUGAACUCGACGAGACAAAUGUCUUGGAUGAGAAGGCGCAUCAAUUCGUGAAUCAGAUGACUUUGUUAGACAUCAUAAUAAGAGUGUUCAACAUACGAGACGUGAUUCAUAAUACAACCAAUUUCGGUUUCGUUCUUCCAAGUGGUGAUUUGAAAAUAAUAGACGUUAGAAUAGAGCCAGCACAGUUUACAAAACAGUUUCCAUGCUUUUUUAAAAGGAAAUGGAAUGUUUAA
Messenger RNA from Naegleria lovaniensis, 735 nucleotides. RefSeq lists its product as uncharacterized. The coding region runs from base 1 to 735 and encodes 244 amino acids. NCBI's taxonomy places the organism in Eukaryota, Heterolobosea, Eutetramitea, Acrasida, Naegleriidae. The transcript has a single exon. The record is from RefSeq and is a predicted model, not a curated record.